UAUAUCGAAAACGAAUAUGAUCUACCUCCGUCUGUGAGUACUGCCGUGCUAUGACUGUGUCGUGAAAAGUUUAUACAUUGUCAUCCUGUCGUUUGUGAGCGCCACGUCGUCUAUAUUCAAAAAGGUAUUUCUUGAAGCAGCAAGCCGCCCACCAUCAUGGAGGAGGGACAAGGUGGCAAGGACGUUACUGUUGCCGAGGAUCUCGUCAUUGACAUUGUUGACACCGACAAGCCGCUCUCCACUCCACAGGCAGCGCAACGCGACACCGCCGGCGAAUCACUCAACGCUCAAGCCAAGGAGGAGCAAGUUCUAAGGGAUGGAGAUGCCCACAUACUGCGUCUCCUGGAGCACCAGGUGUCGGAUACGGUGGGACUGGACUCUGAGAUCGACUACAAGACCUUCAAGAAGAUCCUCAGGGUCAAAGACUCGUUUUUUGGAGAGAGGUAUUUCAAGCUGUUCGACACAAACAAGAGCGACACUAUCGAGGUAUCCGAACUACUUGCGUCAGUGAGGAAGCUCACACAGGCUACAUCAACAGAGAAACUCAACUUCCUCUUCCAAGUGUACGACCAGAACGGUGACGGUUAUAUCGACAUCGAGGAGUUACAGACGGCGUUACGGUCGUGCAUGGUGGAGAGUUCGGUGAAGCUUGGGGAGGAGGAACUGGACAUGCUGACUCAGGCAUUAUUUGAAGAAGCAGAUGAAGACAACAGUGGACAGAUUACCAUUGACGAAUUGUCGGCGGUGAUUCAGAAAAACCCUGGAGUAAAAGAGAAUCUAUGUGUGGGUAUAGAACAAUGGCUUAAGCCUCCCACUAAAGCCAAGAAGAAGGGCAGUCGGUAUCUCACUAAAGCCUACAUCUUCAACAACCUCCGGAAGAUAGCUUUCUUUGCCUUCCUAAUCCUCCUCAACUGCAUCCUGUUUGCCGUGGGCUGCUGGAACUAUCGCACAUCCAACUGGUGCAUCAUAGUAGCCAGAGGGUGCGGCCUCUGUCUCAACUUCGACUGCACCUUCAUCGUUGUCCUCAUGCUGCGGAAGUGCAUUACCUGGCUGCGUGCGACGCCGGUUAGUCACGUGCUUCCGCUGGACCAACAUAUCAUGUUCCACAAGUUGACAGGCAUCUUGAUAUUGCUGUUUACUAUUCUGCAUACUGGAAUGCAUAUCGGAAACGCAAUCUUGGUAGCCGAGAGUCAGUACAACCUCACCGUGCCUGCCUUCAUCUUCACCACACAGGCAAACAUCGGCUGGGUGGCCGGCUUCGCUCCCCUCUCUGGCGUUCUGCUCGUCGUCGUCUUCGUUGUCAUGUUCAUCUGCUCCAUGCCCUUCGUCAGGAGGAGUGGAUGUUUUGAGGUGUUCUACUGGACACAUAUGCUGUAUGUUCCCUUUUGGCUGCUACUGAUCCUGCACGGACGCUAUUUCUGGAUGUGGUUCAUCGCCCCCGGAUUGAUGUUCCUCUUGGAGAAACUGUUUCGCUCCAAACUGAUCAAGAGGAUGAGAUAUGGAAACAGCUUCAUCUUAGAGGUCAACCUGCUGCCCUCGGAGGUGACGCACCUUGUUAUCUCCAAGCCACCGAACAUGAGGUUCCAGCCAGGAGAUUAUCUCUUCAUCCAGAUACCGGACAUCGCCAACUCAGAAUGGCAUCCAUUCACCAUCAGCAGUGCCCCGGAGUUGGAAGAUCGCCUGUGGCUGCAUGUACGCUCAGCCGGACAUUGGACAAAGAAACUGUAUGAGUAUUUCAACACAUACGAGGCAAAGAACUUGAUGAAACCACACGCACAUGUUAACAAAGCCUUUCAGGCGACAUCUGACGCCAACCGCCAGCUAGACACUUCCGUCAGCAUCCGGUCCGUUCAGCUCAUUGCAGAUUUCGCCAAGUCAAGAAAAUCUAAAAAAUCUUUCAAGUCACGGAAAUCAACCUACAAAAGAAAAGCUGAGACCCAUAAAAUUGUCAACAUCCAGUGCUAUAUAGACGGACCAUACGGUACGUCUUCGCGAGAUAUAUUUGAGACGGAGCACGCUGUUCUGAUUGGUUCCGGUAUCGGCGUGACUCCCUACGCCUCCAUCCUACAGAGCAUCAUGUACAGGUUCAAGGCCUACAAGAGAUGCUGCCCCAAUUGUACCCAUGCCUGGUAUGAUGAAGUGCCACAACACGUCAUGAACCUCAAGAAGGUCGACUUCAUCUGGAUCAACCGCGAUCAGAAAGCCUUCGAGUGGUUCGUCAGCCUCCUCACUCAGUUAGAAAUGGAACAGACUAUGGAAGGCGGGCUGGGCAACUUCAUCGAGAUGCACAUGUACAUGACUGCAGCACUUAACAAGACGGACCUGAAAGGAAUCGGUUUACAGAUGGCCCUGGACCUCAUCCAUAAGAAACAAGACAAGGACCUGCUGACGGGACUGAAGACCCGCACACAGCCAGGGAGGCCAGACUUCAAGAAGCUCUUCACCAAGAUCGCUGCAGAGAAAAGGGGAAAUGUGAAAGUCUUCUUCUGCGGUAAUCCGAUGUUGGGGAAGACAAUAAAACAGCAUUGUGAAUCCUUCGGCUUCAGCUUCUGCAAGGAGAACUUCUAGUCGUCCUCCGAGACGUAGCGCCUUUGUACUUCCUCGUCUGUAUAUAGUUACGUAUUCGCCAAACUCUUGCUACAAACUUAAUCUCAUUCUGCUGGAACUUGCUGUGAUAUACUUG
Haliotis rubra (blacklip abalone) is the source of this 2683-nucleotide messenger RNA. Its product is annotated as NADPH oxidase 5-like. NCBI's taxonomy places the organism in Eukaryota, Metazoa, Mollusca, Gastropoda, Lepetellida, Haliotidae. Gene Ontology annotation, cellular component: NADPH oxidase complex; plasma membrane. Gene Ontology annotation, biological process: defense response; superoxide anion generation. The transcript is spliced from 15 exons. The record is from RefSeq and is a predicted model, not a curated record. Gene Ontology annotation, molecular function: calcium ion binding; superoxide-generating NAD(P)H oxidase activity. The coding region runs from base 157 to 2568 and encodes 803 amino acids.